Paramecium tetraurelia is the source of this 1017-nucleotide messenger RNA. RefSeq lists its product as uncharacterized. Lineage: Eukaryota; Ciliophora; Oligohymenophorea; Peniculida; Parameciidae. Gene Ontology annotation, biological process: beta-D-galactose catabolic process via UDP-galactose, Leloir pathway. Gene Ontology annotation, molecular function: UDP-glucose 4-epimerase activity. The transcript has 4 exons. Gene Ontology annotation, cellular component: cytosol. The record is from RefSeq and is a predicted model, not a curated record.
AUGAAAAAAUUAAUACUUGUAUUAGGUGGUUCUACUUUUAUUGGUAAAGAAUUACUGCAGGAUCUUUCUUAAAAUGAGUCUUAUGAAGUUCAUUAUAUAAAUAGAGGGAAGAAUUAUUGGAAUAACUCAGUUAAUCAAAUUACAAAUGUUUAUUAUACAUAUGGUAAUCGUGAUGAUACAAAUGAUUUUACCACAUUGAUUAGGUAUCUGUCUAAGAAAUUGAAUGUGGGAGUCAAUGGGAGAUGUUGGGAAGCUGUUAUCGAUUUCUCUGCUUUUUAUAGUAAAUAGGUGAAAUCUGUAUAUGCUGCUUUAAGAGGAGUGUGCAAUUUAUAUAUAUUUAUAUCGACAGACUCAAUUUAUGAUGUUUGCAAGAUCAAAUAGAUUCCAAUAACAGAGGAUUAGGAUUCAAGAAAAGAAUUAUAGGAAUCAUAAAAGAAAAGGGAAAGUUAUGGCCAUAAUAAAUUGAAAUGCGAGGAGUUUCUUUAGAAUUAUGUAGUCGAAGGUUCUUUUAGAUAUGUUAUUUUGAGACUGCCAGAUGUUAUUGGGCCUUUUGAUGACUCUGGAAGAUUUUUUGCUUUGGUGAAAUGGCUUAAAUAGAAUGAUAAACAUCCAAUUUAAGUGGAUUAAGCUGUGCAAUCAGAAUAAAUUAGUUUUGUAUUUAGCACAGAUGUUGUGAAUUGCAUUAAAUAUUUCAUUAAAUAUAUUCCAUAAUAAAAUUAAAUUUAUAAUGUUUGUUUUGAUGAGACAAUUUCAUAUAUUGAAUUAGCAUAGGUGAUUCUCAAUAAGAUAUCAGAUAAAUAACUGAAUAUUAAACAUGUAGUAGAGGCUAGCAAGUUCUAUCCUUCAGUUGAUUGUGGAAUCAUCAGCAAUAAGAAAAUCAAAGAAUUGGGUAUUCAAUUCACUCCUUUGAUGGUGGCUUUGGAAAAAACCAUCGACUUUUUUGUGAAGGAAGCUCACAAUUACGAAGCUGAAAACAAGGCUGCUUUGGAAAAGCUCAAUAGGAAAUUAAAUGCUUGA